Bombus pascuorum is the source of this 5971-nucleotide messenger RNA. RefSeq names its product protein transport protein Sec24B (gene Sec24AB). The record is from RefSeq and is a predicted model, not a curated record. Lineage: Eukaryota; Metazoa; Arthropoda; Insecta; Hymenoptera; Apidae. Gene Ontology annotation, molecular function: zinc ion binding; SNARE binding. Gene Ontology annotation, biological process: endoplasmic reticulum to Golgi vesicle-mediated transport; COPII-coated vesicle cargo loading; intracellular protein transport. The transcript is spliced from 17 exons. Gene Ontology annotation, cellular component: endoplasmic reticulum exit site; COPII vesicle coat. Bases 186 to 2840 code for a protein of 884 amino acids.
GUGAGCUGCCACGUAAUGUUGUGUGUCGCGUCAACGAGGUAUCGGGUACGUCUCUUCGGUAAUUAACGGCGACUUAUACUGUAAAAAGUGCAAUGCACGUCUCAUAGUGCAGUGAGAUUAAAAUUUUUCUCCAUAUUCGUUGUGGUAAUCUCGUCAAAAAGUAUUAAAGUUAGUCACCAAAUCCAAUGAGUAUGCCACCAGAUUCAAUGAAACGAUACUCAGAAUCGUACCCUGAUCAAAUAAAUCACCUAAAUAAUCAAAUGAAUAUGAUGCCACCACCACAGCACAGCUAUAACAAAUUAUUAUAUCCAAGUCAGUCACCAAAUCCAAUGAGUAUGCCACCUGAUUCAAUGAAUAAACGAUAUUCAGAACCAUAUCCUGAUCAAAUGAAUCACGUAAAUAGUCAAAUGAACGCGAUGCCUCUUCCACAGCAUGGCUACAAUAAAGUAUGGUAUCCAAAUCAACCACCAAAUCCAAUGAGUAGUAUGUCACCAGAUUCAAUGAAUAAGCGAUACUCAGAAACAUAUCCUGAUCAAAUGAAUCACUUAAAUAGUCAAAUGAAUAUGAUGGCUGUCACGCAACAUGGGUACAAUAAAUUUUGGGGAAUGGAAACUGUUGAUCUUUUGCAAUGUAGGAAUGUCCUCCCAACAGAGAAAGUAGAAUCACCAAAAAUUAAACUUCACCAAGAGUUUUUAGACAGUGUUAAUUGUAGUCCUGACAUUUUCCGCUGCACACUCACGAAGAUUCCUGAGUCAAAUACUUUAUUGCAGAAAUCUAGAUUGCCUUUAGGAGUUUUAAUACAUCCCUUCAAAGAUUUGAAUCAUUUACCAGUGAUACAAUGCAGUACAAUAGUUAGAUGUCGUGCUUGCAGAACAUAUAUUAAUCCAUUUGUGUACUUCAAUGACUCAAAAAGAUGGAAGUGUAAUCUUUGUUACAGAGUAAACGAAUUACCAGACGAAUUUCAGUUUGACCCUGUAACAAAAUCAUACGGAGAUCCGUCAAGAAGACCAGAAGUAAAAACUAGUACGAUUGAGUUUAUUGCACCUAGUGAAUACAUGCUACGUCCACCACAGCCAGCUGUGUAUCUGUUUGUUUUGGACGUUUCGAGACUGGCAGUUGAGAGCGGUUACUUGACCAUAGUGUGCAACGUAAUUUCAGAAGAAUUAUCAAGGCUGCCUGGCGAUAGUAGGACACAAAUUGGAUUUUUAGCAGUAGAUUCUGCAAUACACUUCUUUGGCAUACCUGACAAUGUAUCACAACCUCAGGAAAUGAUCAUGCUUGACAUUGAUGAUGUGUUUCUUCCAUGUCCGGAAAAUCUAAUUGUCAAUUUAAAAGAACGAGAAGAAUUAGUAAGAGAUUUAUUGGCUCAAUUGCCCACAAAAUUUCAAGGAACUCAUGAUACAAAUAAUGCUUUGGGUGCGGCGUUACAAGCUGCGUAUAAACUUAUGUCACCAACUGGUGGACGCGUGACUGUCUUCCAAACUUGCUUGCCAAAUAUAGGUCCAGGAUUAUUGCAAGCAAGAGAGGACCCAAAUAAUAGAGGGGGUAAAGAUGUACCACAUUUAAAUCCAGUUACAGAUUUUUAUAAAAGGUUGGCGCUAGAUUGCAGCGGACAGCAAAUUGCAGUCGAUCUAUUCCUAUUAAACUGUCAAUACUGUGACCUAGCUACUCUUUCGGGUAUGUGCAAAUUCUCUGGAGGUUGUAUAUACCAUCUUCCUCUAUUUCGGAGCUCGAAACCACAACACGCGGAAACUCUCGAUAGAAUACUGAGACGUUAUAUUACCAGAAAGAUUGGUUUUGAAGCAGUGAUGAGAAUACGAUGUACACGAGGACUGAGCAUUCAUACUUUCCAUGGGAAUUUCUUUGUAAGGUCAACUGACCUCCUUAGUUUGCCUAACGUCAAUCCGGAUGCUGGUUUUGGAAUGCAAAUCUCUAUAGAAGAGAAUCUUUCAGAUGUGCAAAACGUCUGUUUUCAGGCAGCUUUACUUUAUACCUCAAGCAAAGGUGAAAGAAGAAUUAGGGUACACACAUUAUGCCUACCAGUAGUAUCUACUUUAUCGGAUGUUCUGCAUUCUGCUGAUCAACAAUGUAUAGUGGGCCUACUUUCUGAAAUGGCUGUAGACAGAUCUCAACAGUCCUCUUUAUCUGAUGCAAGGGACGCUCUGAUAAAUGUCGCCAUAGAUGUUUUAUCAGCCUAUAAAUUAUCUCAGUCAGUGGCCUCCAGUGGACUUCUUGCUCCAGCAAGCUUAAAACUACUGCCUGUUUAUAUUAUUGCUCUGCUCAAAUGUGUUGCCUUCAGGUCAGGAACAAACACGAGACUUGAUGACCGGGUAUUCGCAAUGUGUCAGUUGAAAACUUUACCACUGUUUCAAUUAAUUCAAAUGAUUUAUCCAGAUCUAUAUCCUGUUCAUGCGCUUGAAGAUCGAAAUGCGAAAGAUAUCGAUGGGAAAUUAUGCCCACAACCACCUAGACUGCAUCUUUCUGCAGAAAAACUUGAUUCUCGGGGUGCUUUCUUAAUGGACAUUGGUGAUCGAAUAUUUAUCUUAAUCGGCAAAAAUAUUCAUCCUUCGUUUUGUUGUAAUGUUCUUGGAGUCUCUGCUUUUCCCUCGAUACCGGAAGAACUUUAUGAAUUACCAGAGAUUGAGACACCAGAAAGCGAAAGGUUACGAAAUUUUAUAUUUAGUUUGCAAGAGGAGAAACCCUAUCCAGCUUCUAUACAAAUUAUUCGGGAUGACAGUCACUUCAGGACGCUUUUUAUUGAACGAUUAGUUGAAGAUCGUUUUGAAAAUUCUUUGAGUUAUUACGAAUUCUUGCAACAUCUUAAGACUCAAGUGAAAUAAUAAUAGAGGAAUUUAUUUUGGAGUUAAAUGAAUACAGAAGAAGAAACAAACAAAUCUUAACACACAGAAGUCAUUGUUUAUUACAGUGAAAGUGUUUAGCAAUCGCGAACUGUGUUCAAAAAAUACGAACCUCUUAAAAACGAUUGUUUGAUCGAUUAAUUAGAAUGAAACACCUAGAGAUAUAAGAAACCAUAUAUAUAUAUAUGUAUAUACAUACAUGUGUAUAUGUUCAUAUAUAUGUAUGUAUAUUGGUAAUUAUAUACAUGUAUACAUAUAUGUACGUAUAUGUUUGUAGGAAUGAAUGUUAUUCUUGUUUUAAGAAAUGUUAAAGCAUUUAAAUAUAAUUCAAUUGUAAUUAUUAUUAUUAUUUUAUUAUUAUUAUGAUAAUUAUUGUUAUUCGUGUUAGUUGCAGUAUCUUUUUGCGUUUAUCGGUAAAAUUAACUUAAACAAAUUUUGUUUUUCUAGUGUUUCUUUUGUCCUAAGAAUUUUUAUUUAUUUGAUUUUACAAUAUUUUAAAAAUCGUUUUGAGAAUUCAACUUGUCCAAAUUUUGUAAUUCUAAAUUCUUUGCUUAGUUAUUUUUUCUUCACACAUUUACCUAUCUACAGUGAGAUGCCAAAUUUUGCAAACUUUCUGAUUUAGUAUUGAAGCCUAUAUAUUUUGUAAAAUUUGGUUUUUUAAUGAAUCGUGUCUUGUGCGACCUAUAUAUUUUAAAUGUAAUAUUUUCUUUGUAAUAAUUAGCUAGCAAAAUAUUUCCUCUUUGUGCGGAAUGAUUUUGUAAAUACCGUCAUAUUUUGGGCAAAAAUUUUGCAAUAAAUUACGAAUUAUGACUUAUCAUCUACGUAAUAUAAAGCAAUAUAAUAUACAUAUAUUUCAUAAGGUAUGGUGUAUCCAAAACAAGAAAUUCAUACGCUCAGAAUAAGAUGAGUCUUGGUUCUUUUAAUCCAACUCUGUUACUUUUUUAUGAUGGUAACGGUAUACUUACAUUAUUUUAUUUCUAUAACAAGGAUUGAUUUGAAGUAAGGUAGUGUGUGUUGAUAAUUCUAAUUUCUUUUUUCCUUUACUAACUCUUAUCAUUGAAGUGAUAAAAAUAGAAAAAUUAAAUUAUUAAUCUACAUAUUAUAUACAUGUGUGUAUAAAAAUUGUUUGCCUCUUGUAAUGUAGAGCUACAAUUAUUACUACGACAGAAACGUAAUUUCCAUAAUGACCAUAUAUCGAUAAUGGCCACAAAAAUAUUUUUAAUAUCAUCUUAUUUUUCAUGCAAGAAUUUUAUAUCUUUGGAAUAUACCACCCUUUAUGAAGCAAUAUAUUAUGUACAGAAUGUCUCACUAAAUAUCAUAUGGCAGUACAGUUAUUCUGUUAUUGAUCUAACAAAAAAUUACAUAUUGAUGUUGAUACAAUUGUUUUUCUAAUUACUAUAUAACAUUCAUGUCUAUUCCAUAUAAAAAAUUUGCAAAUAAGAAUUAAUUUUUUGUUAAUAUUCUAAAUUAAAACAUUUUCUAUGAAAAGGAUAGUUAUAUAAUCGUUUUUUUUAACACAUUUAAUGUUCAGAGAAAAAUGACGUACGAGAAUUUUAAAUUCAGAUGAAACAUUACAUUUCAGAAUAUUUAAUUAAGGAAAAAUAGCAUUUCUCUAUUCAAUUAUCAUUAUCGCGAGUCACGAUACAUAGUGUAACAUGUUAGUUAUGUAACUGAAUGAUUUAGCAAUUGUCAGCAUAUUUCUUUCUCAUGUUAUUGAUAAGAGAAUGUUGCACUUAUAUUUAAUGAGAUGUACUGUGAAUGAAUGUACGUACGUAUGUAUACAUGCGUGUAUGAUGUACGUGUAUAUAUGUACAUGUAUAGGCUAAUCUUGAAUUAACAAAGCUAAUGACACAUUGUUUACAAGGGAAUAAUUUCUUUUUACGAAUUGUAGAAAUGUACAAACAAAUUUCAUGUGAAUAUACGUAACUCAUAGAACAUGAUUUUAGAACAAAAUGAAUACAUUCUAUUAAAUGAAAAUGAAAUGGAAUUUCACAUUACAUAAAAAGAUUAGUUGUCAAUCAUUCCUAAAUACUUGAUAUUACUUCAAUUUUUAUAUAUUACCUUAAUAUUUGGUUAUUCCUUUAGAAAAGUAGAGGUUUUGAGCAUAUCAAGAUCAUACACAAAAGUAAUUACUUUAGAUAAUAUAUACCAGUACAAAUCAUAAGAUGACUAUACAAUAAAAUUUUUGCAAUCUAUAUUUUAUCUAUCUUAAGUGCAAAGACCUUUUCUAAAUAAUGGAAAAUUAUAGAAAAUUCGAGAUUUAAGAACCAUAAGGCAACUCUUUGCUCUAAAAUUUUUAUUAAUGUUAUAAAUUACUAUAAUAAUAAUAAAAUUAGAUAUAUAUGUAAUUAAUUUGCAAACUUUAUUUAGUUUUAUGUAACUAAAUAAAUUUUUAUUGUAUUUAAUUUUGAAAUGAAAGUAAUUCCUCAUUAUAUACACAGUAUGGACAAAUAACUGGGAUCGCUUCGAUUACUGCGUAAGUAAUGAUUUUAGUGAAAAAUGUUUUAGGUAAAAGUUGAAUGGUUUCAAGGAAGAUAUAAUUCGGCGUGAUUAGUUUUUUUUUUUAUAACAGGAUGCAUUGAGGACAUAUGCAGAUCAAGUUUGUUUUCUUUCUAGCUCGUAAUUCUGUAUAAAAAAAUAUGAGCCAAUUUAUAUAAAAAAAAACCAUUAGUUUGGGAGAUAUUUUAACUUUAAUUAUUCGAAGUGGCAUAACAAUAGAUGUAAUUUAAAUGUCCCUCUAUCAACUCUAUUCAUAAAAUGCAACUCAUGUUCUAUGAAAUGGUAUCAACGUAAGUAUCUUUGCAGAAAGUACAAAGAUCGGUACAUUAUGUAAUGAUACGUAUCGUUGGAUAUACGUAUAUUGUAAGUAUAUGGAUGAAUAUAUGUCACUUAGUUAAUUCGAGAUAAGUCUGGGAAAACAGGAGAUUUCUAAAUUUCGUUUCUCCUACCACCAAUGCUGCCAAAAGAAGAAAAUAAGUAUCUAAACAACUUUCGUAGAUUCAGACGAAUCAUAAAUCAACGAGAUGAAAACUGGGGUAGAAGGAUGAUCUAAUUCGUUCGAGAAUAUAAACUGUGCUGUGAAAGGUGCAAGAAAUAAAAUUCUCAAUACUGUA